This is a messenger RNA of Carlito syrichta (Philippine tarsier), 2608 nucleotides long. It is a transcript of the gene DAXX, whose product is annotated as death domain associated protein. The coding region runs from base 94 to 2415 and encodes 773 amino acids. NCBI's taxonomy places the organism in Eukaryota, Metazoa, Chordata, Mammalia, Primates, Tarsiidae. The transcript has 6 exons. Gene Ontology annotation, molecular function: histone binding. The record is from RefSeq and is a predicted model, not a curated record.
UGUGCUGGAGGGGCUCUUUCUGAGGCCCCAUCCCCUUCCAGCAGGAAUUCUGAAAUCCCCAACACUUCCUCCCUUCGGGGGAUUUGAUCCCCCAUGGCCAACGCUAACAGCAUCAUUGUGCUGGAUGAUGAUGACGAAGAUGAAGCAGCUGCUCAGCCAGGGCCCUCCCACCUACCCCCCAAUCCGGCCUCACCUGGGGCAGAAGCCCCUGGCUCCUCUGAGCCCCAUGGGGCUGGAGGAAGCAGUAGUUCGGGCGGCAAGAAAUGCUACAAGUUGGAGAAUGAGAAGCUGUUUGAAGAGUUCCUUGAACUGUGUAAGAUGCAGACGGCAGACCACCCUGAGGUGGUCCCAUUCCUCUAUAACCGGCAGCAGCGUGCCCACUCUCUGUUUUUGGCCUCGGCGGAGUUCUGCAAUAUCCUCUCCCGGGUCCUAUCUCGGGCCCGGAGCCGGCCAGCUAAGAUCUAUGUGUACAUCAAUGAGCUCUGCACUGUUCUCAAGGCCCACUCAGCCAAAAAGAAGCUGAACCUGGCCCCUGCUGCCACCACCUCCAGUGAUCCCUCUGGGAAUAACCCUCCCACAGACCCCUCCUCAGACCCCACAAAUGCUGAAACCACUGCCUCUGAGGCCCCAAGGACCCGUGGUUCCCGGCGACAGAUCCAGCACUUGGAACAGCUGCUGGCACUCUAUGUGGCAGAGAUCCGGAGGCUGCAGGAAAAGGAGUUGGAUCUCUCAGAAUUGGAUGACCCAGACUCCACAUACCUGCAGGAGGCACGGUUGAAGCGUAAGCUGAUCCGCCUCUUUGGGCGACUUUGUGAGCUGAAAGACUGCUCUUCACUGACUGGCCGUGUCAUAGAGCAGCGCAUCACCUACCGUGGCACCCGCUACCCAGAGGUUAACAGGCGCAUUGAGCGGCUCAUCAACAAGCCAGGGCCUGACACCUUCCCUGACUAUGGAGAUGUGCUGCGGGCAGUAGAGAAGGCAGCUGCUCGUCACAGCCUCGGCCUCCCUCGACAGCAGCUCCAGCUCAUGGCUCAGGAUGCCUUCCGAGAUGUGGGCAUCAGGUUACAGGAGCGACGCCACCUUGAUCUCAUCUACAACUUUGGCUGCCAUCUUACAGAUGACUAUAGGCCAGGUAGGGGGUUAGCGGGAUACCCAUCACUGACCCUUCUAUGUUGGGUGUGUGGUGAAGGGGACAGCUCUCUAGUGCCUUCUAGGAUUUGGGUUGAGCGCUCUGGCUUUAUAUCUUCCCGCAUAGGCAUUGACCCUGCACUAUCAGAUCCUGUGUUGGCCCGGCGCCUUCGGGAAAACCGAAGUUUGGCCAUGAGCAGGCUGGAUGAGGUCAUCUCCAAAUAUGCAAUGUUGCAAGACAAAAGUGAGGAUAGUGAGAGAAAGAAGAGAAGAGCCCGGCUCCCUGGCAUCUCUUCCCACUCUGCAGAGCCCCCCAAAGCCUCCUUGGAUUCCGGUGAGGGCCCUAGUGGAAUGGCUUCCCAGGAGUGCCCUACCACGUCCAAGGCUGAGACAGAUGAUGAAGAUGAGGAAAGUGAUGAGGAAGAGGAGGAGGAGGAAGAAGAGGAGGAGGCUACAGAUUCUGAAGAAGAGGAUCUGGAACAGAUGCAGGAAGGUCAGGGGGACGAUGAAGAGGAGGAGGAAGCAGCAGAUAAAGGUGGAAACGAGAGCCCCAUUUCCCCGCAACAGAUCUCCACUGAGAAGAACCUGGAACCUGGCAAAGGGAUCAGCAGGUCUUCAGGGGAGCAGCAAAGCAAAAGACUCAUAGGGUCACCGUCAUUCCUGUUGGAAGAGUCUCUAGCUCCCUCCAGCGUAGAUGCUGAAAGCAAUAGAGAACAGCCUGAGGAGUUGCCCCUGGAGGAAGAGAGUCCUUUGUCUCAGCUCUUUGAGCUAGAGAUUGAAGCCUUGCCACUGGAUACCCCUUCCUCUGAGGAGACAGACGUUUCCUCUUCCAGGAAGCAGUUAGAGGACCCCUUCACCACUGUCUUGGAGAAUGGGGCAGGCAUGGUCACUUCUACUUCCUUCAAUGGAGGUGUCUCUCCUCAUACUUGGGGAGAUUCCAGUCCCCCCUGCAAGAAAUCUCGGAAGGAGAAGAAGCAGAUAGGAUCAGGGUCACUACAAAACAGCUAUGUGGAAAGGCAAAGGGCAGUGCAUGAGAAGAAUGGGGAGAAGAUAUGUACCCUGCUCAGCCCACCUUCCCCCUUGGCUUCCAUGGCCCCGGUUGCUGACUCUUCCACAAGGGUGGACUCUCCCAGCCAUGGCCUGGUCACCAGCUCCCUCUGCAGCCCUUCUCCAGCCCGGUUAUCCCAAACCCCCCAGUCACAGCCUCCCCGGCCCAGUACUUACAAGAUGAGUGUGGCCACACAGUGCGAUCCAGAGGAGAUCAUUGUGCUCUCAGACUCGGAUUAGCUGCCUCUCUUUCCUUGCCUCCAGUAUGUUUUGGGAUAGCAUUUGGAGGAUGGUGGGAAGCAGUUGACUGAGGAAGAAUGGACUGAGCUAAUCCCUUUUGGGUGGUGUUUCUUUUAAAAAAAAAACAAAAACAAAAGCUUAUAAGUUUUACACAGAAACAUUAAUAAAACAAUUAAGUUCUUUUCUUUCUGUA